UAGUGGAACAGUUGUUGACUUGUUGGUGUGCUAAAUCCAUGAAUGUAGCUUCUCCUCUGUGACUCUUUUCACUCUGGACCUUCGAUCUUUUUUAUUUAACAAAAGGAUAUACAAAAACUCUGAGUCAUUGCUUCCCUAUUUUCCCUCCGAUUUACCCCCAAUUUCAGAUCAACCCCAACGAUUCCUUUACAAAGAAGCCACCUCAUUCUUGAAUCCUGAUCAUCAUUCUUCUUUAGACCCACAAAAUAUACAUAAAGAUCCGAUCUUUAUACUGUUACAAACCGACCCUUUUCAAGAUUGAUUCUAAUUUGAAACAAAUUCAUGGCUCACAUUCCAUUAAAGGCUGUGACACUGACCCAUGUUAGGUACCAGAAAGGUGAUUACUUUGGGUAUUUCUUGGCUUGGGUUUCUCUUGUUCCUGUUUUUAUUAGUCUGUGUGGAUUCACUUGUCAUUUGUUGUUUCGAAGGGAGCUUCAAGGGUUGUUUUUUGCUAUUGGUUUAGUUAUUUCUCAGUUUAUUAAUGAGCUGAUCAAAUCUACUGUGAAGCAAGCUAGGCCAAUUACUUGUGAGCUUCUUGAAUCUUGUGAUUCUCAUGGUUGGCCUUCUAGUCAUUCGCAAUUUAUGUUCUUUUUUAGUGUUUAUUAUACCCUUUUAACGCAGACGAAAUUUGGUAUCUUGAGUAGAAAUCAAAUGGGGAUGGCUCUGUUUGUGGUUUGGCCUAUGGCGGUGCUUACUUUGAUUUCCAGGGUUUAUUUGGGAUACCAUAGUGUUGUACAGGUGUUUGCGGGUGCCACAUUGGGUGCUUUGCUUGGCGGGGGUUGGUUUUAUAUUGUUAAUUAUAAGCUCAGGUCUUAUUUUCCUAUGAUCGAAGAGAGUCCAAUUGGGAGCGUGUUAUAUUUCAAGGAUACUUCACAUAUACCACAUGUGUUGAAAUUUGAGUAUGAGAAUGCAAGGGGUGCUAGGAAGCAUUCAUCAUACAAGCGUAGUGAGUGAUGAUGGAAGGAAGUCGAAUUAGGGGUGCGCCAUAUCGCCAAAUGGAUGCAUUAACGCCAUUAUGUCAUGACGCUCCUAAAUGCUUUUAAGAACGACAUAAAUACAUCGCGCGGUAACUACAAUGUUGGCUACUCUUUUAUGCUGCUUCCAAGUACAUGUAUUUGAGGUUUUGACUGACGGUAGAUAUUAGAUGUAAUUUUCCAGAACCUGUAGAUUAGUGUCGGUUCUGUGAAAUUUUGUUUCAGUCAACCCGCUUUAACUCUAACGAGAAAGACAAGAGAUUGGAGUCAUAAUUGUGCGUUUAUAGAGUGUUGUUCUGGUAUGUUGAGUUAAUUUCUGCCAGAGCAUGAUUGAUAAAAUGAUAGUCUGGUGGGCGACUUGUCAUAUUACAACACCAGAUAUUAGGACUGCGAUUAUGAUUAAAAUGGCAUUUUAGGACUACAGCUAUAUAGCAUAACAGUCUCUGUACACAUCAUAAGAGCAAGUCCAAUGCAUUGCUAUAAUUAGUUGUAUUGCUAUAAUAUAGUACUAAGUUUGCCAAAUCAUCACUCCAAUGCAUAGCUAUACUUAGUCCUAUAUAGGCAUAAAUGUAUAUUUGGUUUUGUAUGAGAUGCUUUCUAAGAAUCGAACCUCCCUUCAUGAGAAGUUGUUGAUUUGCUUGUGGAUAUUGCUUUAGAACAUCUGUAGUUGAAUCAGGAGUUCAUCUUAGCAUCAAAGUUAUAAGCAUUGCAUGAGGUCAUCUAUAGUACUUGUUUGGAAUGGUGAGUGAUUGUUGAAGUACAGUAGCCAAAGUUCUUCCUAGUUCUUUCUGCAUAAUCUUUAAUGUUGUUGGAGAAAGUGGCGCUUUCUAGUUCUUAUUACUUGUUAGUAUCUCAAGUAAUCCUUCUGAGUUCCUACUAGCAUCCUUAACCCAGCUCAUGAACUCUUGUAUGACAUUCUGUAUUACGAUUCUGUUAGUUCUGGUGAUCUUUUCCUUGUUGUCUGUACAAGAAACACAUCUUCAUAUACAGAACUCUGACUAAUGAGUAAUGAUACAGAGCUACCAUAUCUUCAUGAUAUGGUAGUUACUAGUUAAUAUGCCAUGGCCAGUGUGGUUGUUUUAACAUUAUUCAUACUUAGAAGUAAGAAUUUUUUCAUGAGAAGAUGAUCAAAACUGGGAAAAACAUCAGAAAAAAAGUUGUUGCAAACAGAAACUUCCUGGGUUGUAGAUAGCUAUGCAGUUCCAUAU
This is a messenger RNA of Daucus carota subsp. sativus, 2221 nucleotides long. Its product is annotated as lipid phosphate phosphatase gamma. The transcript is spliced from 2 exons. Lineage: Eukaryota; Viridiplantae; Streptophyta; Magnoliopsida; Apiales; Apiaceae. The record is from RefSeq and is a predicted model, not a curated record. Gene Ontology annotation, biological process: protein N-linked glycosylation; lipid biosynthetic process. Gene Ontology annotation, molecular function: dolichyldiphosphatase activity. The coding region runs from base 322 to 993 and encodes 223 amino acids. Gene Ontology annotation, cellular component: endoplasmic reticulum membrane; intracellular membrane-bounded organelle.